AUUUUAAUGAAAUCGAUGCAGCUCGGAAAAGGUCGGACGUUCAAAAAGAUCAUCCAAGACUUUGUCGAAACGUACGGGCCCCUGAACGACACGUACUUGGCCCAGUACGAGACACCAGGGGGCCGGCGCGUCUACGACGAGACGCUCGCCUGCGUGAUGGAGCAGUACCCGCAGUACGUCCGCGAGAUCGAGGGCACGGCCGACGGCUCCGAGGUGCCCUUCUACAAGCUAUUCCUUAUGCACCUGGACGACAUCAUUGUGCCCCCCGAGACAAAUGGCGAGGUGAUGAGAAACGGCAAGAACCCCGUUGGCUGCUCUUCGAUUAUCUGCAACCAACCUGGUCAGGAGAUUCUAGGUCACAACGAGGACGCGCUCAGCGAGACGUUGAACCACUGGUACCUAGUGGACGCGCACAUUGUGGAGGCAGGACUGGCGGAAGAAAAGUUUUGCUCGCUGAGCUACGCCGGAUUCCUACCCGGGUACACGAUGGGCUACAACCACCACGGCCUCGUCUACAGCGUCAACACCCUCAGCGCCGAGCAUCUUUGCUCCGGGAAAACACCCCGGUACUUUUUGGCUCGAGCGCUUCUCGCGGCCGACAGUGGCGAGUGCGCCGAGGAGGUGCUUCGCAACGAAGGCUACGGCGCCGCGGAGGGCUUCUCCGUCAACAUGACCUUCGUCAACGAUGCGAGUUUUUACAGCGAUCGGGUGUUCAAGAACAUCGAAAUCGGCCCCGCCGAACCAAACGACACGAGCUCGCGUCUCGACAUCAGCGAGGCCCGUCCCGGUGAUUACCUCUAUCAUUGCAACAAGUACAUGCGGCUGAAGGUACCGGAAGUAGUGGGUUGUAUCAUAGACAGCAGCAUUCACAGGAUGGAAGCUAUCAACAGGCACGAUCAGCCGAAAACCCUUCAGGACGUUAUAGACGUGCUCAGCGAUCAGACGGACGACGACUAUAGAGUUUAUCAGGAAAUACAUCCCGACGAUUAUGUCAAGACUAUAGCAACAGGAAUAUUCGACUGUAUCGAAAGGACUUGGUCCAUUUACACCGACAAACCGAGCUCCAGUAAACCCAUAGUGGUACUUCCGAUUCGAACCAAAACCUCGAAAAUCGAGGACUUCAAGAAUUAGAAACGAAAGCUAAUCGAAAAUUAAAUGAUUCAUCUCUAUUGGUGUUACUUCGGAAUGUAAAUAUGUUUACCUGGAAAAAAAAAAAUUUCAAAAAACCAUUGUGCCUUUUUGAAAAUUGCAUUAAUAAUAGAUUUAGAUUGUGUUGAUUCAA
Messenger RNA from Copidosoma floridanum, 1282 nucleotides. It is a transcript of the gene tan, whose product is annotated as C45 family peptidase tan. The record is from RefSeq and is a predicted model, not a curated record. Lineage: Eukaryota; Metazoa; Arthropoda; Insecta; Hymenoptera; Encyrtidae.